CGAGGGAUGGGGGGGGCUGUCCACAGCAUACCACGCUGUGGACCCUGCCGUUUUGCGAAGCAGGGAUGCAGCGAGUGUUGUGCCAGUAAUGCAGCGCAAUGGAACUGGAGCCGUCGGAUUAAUGCCCGCCCGACGGUGGAGGGCGAACUGAUCGUCGUGCUGAAGAGCAGCAGGAGAAGGGGAGGAGGAGGAAGGAGCAAGGAAUGUGCAAGAAGAAUCAGCCGCCGCGGGUGGGCGGAACAACAGAAAUUGGCGCGGAGUGAGUGGCGGGCCAAAGGCCUCGUAACGGAGCAGGUAACGGAGCAGAUUGUGUUGUAACGGAUAGCAGUGAAGGAAGCGGGGACAAGGAUGCGGAGCUCCUCUGAUUAAGUGGGGACGUGCGGUAACGGAGCAGACAAGGGAGCAGAUAACGGAGCAGACAAGGGAGCAGAUAACGGAGCAGACAAGGGAGCAGAUAACGGAGCAGAUAACGGAGCAGAUAACGGAGCAGAUUGUGUUGKARCGGAAAGCAGUGAAGGAAGCGGGGACACGGAUGCGGCAAUGACGGGUUAAGCUCCUCUCAUUAAGUGGACGUGCGGUAACGGAGCAGACAAGGGAGCAGAUAACGGAGCAGAUAACGGAGCAGAUAGCGGAGCAGAUAACGGAGGAGAUUGGGCUGGUAACGAGAGAAGAAAAGGAAGCGGGGGCAAGGAUGCGGCGAUGAAGGGGAAAGUCCCUCUGGUCAAGUGGACGGUUGGUAACGGAGCAGAUAACGGAGGAGAUAACGGAGGAGAUAACGGAGGAGAUAACGGAGGAGAUAGGUUUUAUAACUGAGAGUAGAGAAGGUGGGGGAGGGAAGGGUGCGGCGAUAUGGAAGGGAAUGCAUCGUGAAAGUAAUGAGGGAGAGAAGGUAGUGGCCCAUUGCGAGCGGUCGGAGGUGUGAGGUCGGGGUAGAGAGGAGCGCAGGAGUGUGGGAGGGAGAGGGAGGCGGGAUGACAUUGGACAUGGAUUCGACGUUGCCCGUGAGGGAAGCGCUUGUCCGCGGCGGCGGGGGCUUUGAUUGGCCUACUGGGGCAUUCCAGGCGCUAGAGGCGCAAGCCGCGCGUUUGAGAAGCUGCCUGUGCCGUCAUCAACAACAGCACAACAGGUACACGAUUGAUAAAAAGAGCAAGGCGGCGGGGGUGGGGGUGGGCAAGGCAGCAUCUUCCGCGCCAAUCGCCGCCCCCGCCUCCGCUCCCGCUCUCACCAUCUGGGCGCCACAGAAGCAGCAGCAGCAGCCGCAACAGCAACAGCAACAGCAAGGGCAAUGCCACUUGCAAUACUGCCAUGGGGAGGCGCACGUCACAUCUAGCCCGGCAGUCGCAUUACCCAACAAUCUUGGAACGAAUGAGAAACGGACACGUGGCAGAGAUUCCUGGAACUUACUCUCGGAUGCUCCUCCUCCUCCUCCUCCUCCUCCUCCUCUCCAUGUUCUUUCCUCCAUCGCCGCCUUGUCUUCGCACGCUUGCCCCUCCUCUGCUACCUCGUCUUCUCCCUCUUGUCCCUCCGCUGCCGCCUCGUCUUCUCCCCGCCCCUCUCCCGCCUCUGCCACAUUAACGACCACUUCCUUCCCCUCCGCUGUUGUGACCUCCGUCAAUUGUAAGAGUAGUGGCGGGAAACGUAGAGGAGGGUGCAAUGGCGGGAAGUGCUGGCUGAGCGGUGUGUCGCCCUCCGGUGUCCGAGGUGGCACGUCUUUAGGUCGCAAUGGGUUCUCUGCAUCUGGUCAGAAUCUAGGGUGCUCAGCCCCCGGAGGAUGUGGGGUCGGGGGCUUGGGAGAGCAGUUGUUGCAAACGAUUCUGGGCGCUGUGCUAGUCGUCGGCUCGUGGCCGCCAUCGCCAAGGCGGCGGAAAGCAGAGGACUUCGGAACGCAUUGUGGUCCUGCCCUCUCCCCCCCUCCUCCUGCAUCAUCGUCGUCCUCCUCCAGCCCAUGGCCUCCAUCGUCAAGGCGGCGGAAAGGAGAGGACACCACAAGGCAUUGCGAUUCUUCCGUCUCGCCCUCUGCUGCGUCCUUCUCAUGCUCCUCCUCCUCCUCCAGUCCCUCCUGUUGCAGUGUCGUAGUUGACAACGUUGUGACGGCGACGAAGGUCAGGGAGAGUUCCAGCGAUGGCGGCGGGAUAGGGAAGAAAAUGAAGACGAAGGAGAUGUCGGCGGAGGGAACGGUCACAGCGAUCCCGAUCAUGGGCGGGUUGCCUGCCCGGCUUGCAAAGAUCUCCAUAAUUAUGCCCUUUCAUCAGGCCGCUCCCGCAGCAGCUCUCCGGACGGGAGGGCAAGCAGAAGGAGGAGCAGAAAGAGGGCGGCAAGCUACUGACCCCGCCGCCGCCGACGAGGAGGCUGUGAAGGGGGAGAGGGAUGAGUCCCUACCGCCGGGGGUGUCAAGUCGUUGCGCACUCGAUUCCAGCCUUGCCACUCACUAUCACUCCGAGCAGCCCCCUCCUCCUCCAGCGCGCACUGCAUCGGGAUCGCUCGGGGUGCCGUUUGCGGACCUGCGCCGGGUCACGUUGGGACAGCUCACUCGUGCCCUGGAAAAGACACUGCACUGGGAGGCUGGCGGCAACGCGGACCACUUGAAAGAACAGGGUUUGGUGCGUCUGGAGUUGGGAGAGGUGGGGGGGGUGGAGGUAGCUGCUGAGGUCGAAGGGAAGUCGAAUCUAGAGGAUGCGGCGGUGGCAAGAGAUGAACAGGUUGGCGGGAUCAAUGUGGUCGGCGGGAGGAGGAGGAAAAGGGCUGGCUUGCGGCAGCAUCUGCUGGCAGGAGGAGGAAAAAGAGCGGGAGAGGCACGCUCAGGGACUAGACUGAAAUUCGCCACCUUCGCUAGGCUUCAAAGCGACCCUAGGUCGGAAUCAGAGGAGGGGGGGCAGGCACAGCAAGAAGACGACGGCGUUGCAAGGAGCAGCAACGGGGGGUCGGCGGCGGCGACGAUUGAGACCACUAGCGCCGCCCCCCCCGCCGUCCCCCGCCGCUCGCCGCUGCCCCCGGCCGCCGCCGCCGCCGCCGCCGCGGGGAGCGAGCAUUAUGAUGGCCCUCCGGUGGGGGGGGGGGGAUUGGACAAGGCGGAGGAGGAUUCUGCGGCGAAUCGCACGGCCCCGCGAUCAUCUUUCUUAAAACUUCUGGCGUCGAUCAAGAUGCCCCGUUUGCCGGACCUGCACGCGAUCCCGAUCCCGAUCUCUUCGUCUCUCGUCGCGGCCUCGUUGUCCGACAUUGCGGAUAUGGUGCCCGUGAUGAGGAAGGGCAAUUACCCGGACAGAAAGCGGUUGGUAUCGGUUCAAGACUUCUACAGGUACACGGAAGCAGAAGGGAGGCGGCUGUUCGACGAGCUGGACAGAGACGGAGAUGGUCAAGUGACGCUGGAGGAUCUUGAAGUGGCAAUGAAGAAGCGAAGGCUCCCUCAAGACUACGCGAAGUGUUUCUUGCGACGAACGAGGAAGCACUUUCUUGCCAAGUCGUUCGGUUGGGAGGACUUUCGAUCGUUGAUGGAUGAGAAGGAGCCGUCUAUGCUCCGUGCAUUCAAUUCCCUGAACCUGACGGCAUCAGGGACCCUCCAGAAAGGGCAGGUACUUGCCUCUCUAAAGCGUGCAGGACUGCCAGCCACAGAUGACAAUGCCGAUGCUAUGAUCCGCUUCCUGAAUGCUGAUCUCGAUGGCCGCAUUGCCUAUGGGCAUUUCCGCAAUUUCCUCAUCCUCCUCCCCCGGGAACGAUUGGGAGAUGACCCUAGUAUGGUGUGGUUUGAAGCGGCAACCGUCGUGCCGAUGGUGCCCCCGUCUGCCCCUGUGGGGAGUGUGCUGAAGUCGGCGCUUGCGGGUGGGCUAGUAUCAGGCUUAUCUACGUCGAUGAUGUACCCCCUGGACACGUUGAAGACGAGAGUUCAAGCCUCGACUCUGUCAUUGAGUGAGGUUCUUGCUCGGGUUCCCGAAGCAGGAGUGAGGGGGCUGUACAGGGGAGCAGUUCCCGCUAUCGUUGGCCAGUUUUCCAGCCAUGGCUUAAGAACUGGGGUCAUGGAAGUGACCAAGCUGCUCCUGAAGAACGUUGCCCCGGAUUUGCCCGCCAUGCAAGUCCAGUCCCUUGCGUCGUUAUCCAGCACGAUCAUCGGGACUGCGUUCAGGAUACCCUGUGAGGUAAUGAAGCAGAGGCUGCAAGCAGGGCUGUACAAGAAUCUCGGAGAGGCAAUUGCCGGGACGAUGAAGAUGGACGGCAUCAAAGGGUUCUUUAGGGGCACAGGGGUUACUCUUUGCAGAGAAGUCCCCUUCUACGUCGCAGGAAUGGUCAUCUAUGAGGAGAUGAAGAAGGUCGCCAACAGCUUGUUGAAACGUCAGCUGAAGCCGUGGGAGACGAUCGCUGUAGGUGGUUUGUCUGGAGGCCUUGCGGCCAUCAUGACAACUCCGUUCGAUGUCAUGAAGACUAGAAUGAUGACUUCCAGCCCUGGCACGACUGUCACAAUGUCAGGCAUUGCCUGGUCGAUCAUCCGAAACGAAGGAGCGCUGACACUGUUCAAGGGUUGUCUACCAAGGUUUUUCUGGAUUGCCCCGCUGGGGGCAAUGAACUUUGCGGGAUACGAGCUGGCAAAAAGAGCUAUGGAGAAGAAAGACGAGGAACAAGAGGUGGAGGGGUAUCGACGGCUGAGCUCGCCAGCAUUGUCUGCAUCAACAAAGCCGCCGCCACCGGACCGGAAAGAUGCUGCUAGCAGCAAGAGACGACUGAAAACCUCCUCCUCUUCUGUAGGAGCAGUCCCUGCGGGACUCUCGAAAAGCAACGCCCGGGAAACCAAGGCCAAAACGGUGGUGCAACCUUUCUAACGAGAUGGCAGAGGAGGAAUCAGGAUUACAAGGAGACUGGCACUUGUCGUGGUAGGUGGUGGUGGUCCCGGGAUUGAUGGGUGCUCACUCAUCAUUGGGGCCAGAACGAACCACAGUCACGGUCUAGACGACUGAAAACCCACCUGUUCUGUAUCUGUUCCUGCGGGUGUUUUGAAAAGGCGAUGCCCCGGAAACAAGGCGAAAAGGGUGGUGCAACGUCUCUAGGAGAUGUGACAGAUGAAGGAAUCAGGAAUUACAGAGAGACUGGCACUUGUGGUGGUGAUUGUAGGUGGUCGUCCCAGAAUUGGUGGGUGCGUCAUAUGAUUGGACCAACGACGAACCACAGUCAUUGUGCUACUUCGUGAUAUUCAUCAUUAUAUAUUCCCAUCUGGCAAUCCAUCUGGCAAUCCAUCAGGCAAUCAGUCAUCCUAUUUUUAUCUGGUAAUCCAUCUGGCAAUCAGCCAUUCUAUUCUUAGCUGGCAGGCAAUUUAUCUGGCCAUCCAUUUGACAAUCAGGCAUUCUAUUUUUAUCUGGCAAUCCAUCUGGCAAUCAGGCAUUCUAUUUUGAUCUGGCAAUCCUUGUGGCAAUCAGGCAUUCUAUUUUUAUCUGGGAAUCCAGCUGGCAUUCUGUCUGGCAAUCAAUCUUUCUAUUUUUAUCUGGCAAUCCAUCUGGCAAUCAGGCAUUCUAUUUUUAUCUGGCAAUCCAGCUGUCAAUCAGGCAUUCUAUUUUUAUCUGGCAACCCAGCUGGCAUUCUCUCUGGCAAUCAAUCUUUUUUUAUUUUUAUCUGGCAAUCCAGCCGGCCAUCCAUCUGGCAAUCCAGCCGGCCAUCCAUCUGGCAAUCAGGCAUUCUAUUUUUAUCCGACAAUGCAGCUGGCAGUCCGUUUGGCAAUUAGUCUCCUCUAAUUUUUAUCUGGCAAUCCAGCUGGCCACUCAGCUGGUCAGCCAUCCUGAGGUACAUCAAUCACUGUCACUCCUGGUAUGCAUGCUCUGCUGAGCAGACCCCCAUUCUAGGCAAUCAUGUGCAUCAUUUCCGGUCUGUGGGCGGAUAUUAUGGUGGUAGGCAUUUCAGUGUCUGACCUGGGUUUCUGCCGCCACCUCAGAAAAUCCACAACUGAGAGGCCUAGAGCACAGCAUUGUGAGAACCAACGAGUGUAGUAAGCUAUUUGGAGAACACCUCUGUGGAGAACUGUCCUGCUCGGUGGCUUGAUCUUUUCCUGCCCAGGCCAGGCCAGACCAGGCCAGCUCUGUUUGCCCAUAUCGCAUUAUGUGUGGUGCCUAUGCUUUUGGGAAGCUGUGUCUUGUCAUGCAGGCACACAGUAAUUUUUGCUGCCCAGGCCAAGCCAGCCCAGACCAGGCCAGACCAGGUCAGACGAGGUUGGCUGUGUAGCUAUUUGGAGAACACCUCUGUGGAGAACUGUCCUGCUCGGUGGCUUGAUCUUUUCCUUCCCAGGCCAGGCCAGACCAGGCCAGCUCUGUUUGCCCAGAUCGCAUUAUGUGUGGUGCCUAUGCUUUUGGGAAGCUGUGUCUUGUCAUGCAGGCACACAGUAAUUCUUGCUGCCCAGGCCAGGCCAGGCCAGACGAGGUUGGCUGUGUCGUGCUUCCCAGGCCAGGCCAGGCCAGACCAGACCAGGUCAACAGGCACACAGUAAUCCUAUGCCAGGUCUGUAUGCAAAGCUUUGUGGGUGUAGGGGUUUCACGUAGGACACUGCCAACAGCAGGCAUUUCCCUCUGAUGAUGGCAGUGACACCUGCAAAUGAUGAGAAUCUGUACCUGGAACGAGGAAGAAGUAAACACAAGGGUGUUGUCCACGACGAAGUGCUGUCCCAACAAAUUCAAGGAGUUUGU
This is a messenger RNA of Chara braunii, 6653 nucleotides long. NCBI's taxonomy places the organism in Eukaryota, Viridiplantae, Streptophyta, Charophyceae, Charales, Characeae. The record is from the annotation of a GenBank genome assembly.